Zootermopsis nevadensis is the source of this 2483-nucleotide messenger RNA. RefSeq names its product glycerophosphodiester phosphodiesterase 1. The record is from RefSeq and is a predicted model, not a curated record. NCBI's taxonomy places the organism in Eukaryota, Metazoa, Arthropoda, Insecta, Blattodea, Termopsidae. Gene Ontology annotation, molecular function: glycerophosphodiester phosphodiesterase activity. Gene Ontology annotation, cellular component: plasma membrane. Gene Ontology annotation, biological process: N-acylethanolamine metabolic process; phospholipid metabolic process; ethanolamine metabolic process.
GUACACGUUGGUAGCAUGUGCUGUGGUUAUGUAAACAACAUGGCUGCUAUCGUGAAUGUGAUAUGGAGUUCCGUCAAAGCUUCCUUUUAUAUUUAUGGGUUUUGGUUCUAUUUCUCGGAAAUAUUAUGUCUUGCUGUACCUACAGCAAGUGUCGGAGCUCUUUUGAUAUUCAUUCUAGUCCACAUUGGAAGAAUACCGCCUCCUGAUCCUGCAACAGUGGAAGAAAUACUGGGACAAGAUCCACUACUUCAAGAACGUGAUGACAAAAAAAAGGAUUGUCAAGAUGGUGCAUACAUCAUGAAAAGCAUUGCGCACAGAGGAGCUGCACUAGAUGCUCCAGAAAAUAGUAUAACUGCGUUUAGACAGGCAAAACAGAAGGGUAUGACUGCAGUUGAGUUUGAUGUUGCACUGACAAGAGAUAAAAUACCAAUAGUAUUUCAUGAUGACACCGUAGAUAGGAUGACUGAAGCUACGGGCAGAAUCAAGAACAUGACAUGGGAAGAACUUAAACAACUAGACAUAUCAGAAAAACAUCCAAUGAGACAUAAAUAUGGAGGAGAAAGAAUUCCUCUGUUUGAAGAUGCAGUGAAAGAAUGCCUUGAUUUGGGCCUGCGAAUGUUUAUAGAUCUUAAAGGCGAUGAUUUGAAGUUGGUAUCUGUGAUCCACAAUGCAUACAAGCACCACAAAGAAAUGUACACCAGAGCCAUUGUGUCAUCAUUCAGUCCUCUCUUGAUUUACAUGAUCCGGCGGGGAGACCCAUGCAUCACAAGCUCUCUGGCAUGGCGACCACACGUGUAUGCUUCUUCAUCCUAUUCCGGAGUGGAAGGUGAAGGUUUGCCCCGCUACAAAAGCCUUCCACAUAUACUGGCAGCACGUUCUGCAGACGCAGUCAACAAAUGGGCAUAUGACAACUUCUAUCAUCACAUGCUAGGUCUGUCGGUCGUUCUUCUUCACAAGGACACUGUUACUUCAGAAGUGGUACGUCUGUGGAAGGAGCGUGGCCUGAGGGUCAUGCCGUGGACAGUCAACAUGCCGCUGGAAAAACAGUACUUCACGCGAAUCCUCAAGGUCACAUAUCUUACAGAUACACUCAUUGGUGAAACUGAUGGACCUAAGUUUUCAUGAGUUUCUCAACUUUUUUAAAUUUCUCCACUGUGUAUAAUUUCUGACACUGCUUUACAGUUAAAGAAAAAUUCAGGCAACUUAUACUAGAAUGUCUUCCAUGAAAACUAUAGAAAUACAUAUGAAUUAUGUAUUAUCAAUGGAGUCAGUAAUUCCGAGGCUAAAUGUUUUUGCAGUGUAUGUCCAAGCCAUUCUAUCCUUCUUGUCUUUAUUACGGCUACAAUAUCUGAGCUUUUGAACAGCUUCUCCAGCUUGAUAUUCAUUCUAAUUCUCCAUAGGCCAUUGUCACAUAUUGGACCAAAAAUCUGCCUUAAAACUUUCCUUUCCCAGGUCAUAAGCAUUCUUUCAGCUAGAGAUGUUAAAGUUCAGCAUUCAGAUCCGUACAAUACUAUAGGUCAUAUUAUAGUAGUGUACAACCGCACUCUAAGGUUUUGGUGGAUAUACCUUUUCAUAAAUAAAUAUGUACUGCCACAUUCAUUAAAAUGGAUAUCAGGAAAAUGUUUGUCCAUCACAGCCCAAAAUUCUUUAAAAUCUAAUGUGUGCCAAUGAUCAUGAUUUUAAUCAUUCUCUUGUGGGAAUGUAUAUUAGAUGCAUAGAUUUAAUUAGCUAUGGGCCAGAAAUGUACUAAAACAAAAUCUUUAUAGAGUACAAAGUUUGACAUGGUUUCUUGUUUUAAAUUUAUUAUGACUCGUUUAAUAUUAAAUUAUCACUAAAUUGAAAUUAUCGGUGUUUCCUACUUUUGAUUGUUUGCUAUUAAAGUAAGCUCAAAUUAUGUUUGGUUAGAAAAUCUUUGUGCACAUUUGGAUUUUUCUUCUUAAUACUAAAAUAUAACUGUUUGCUAUUGUGGGUCAUAGAUUAAAUUCAAAUUGGAUGCAUAAUUAAACAGCCAAUAAAUCAUCAAAUGCAAACUGUCACUGUUUUAGUUUAAAACUGCGUGUGUCACACAUACAAAAAGCAAGGAUGGCCAUCGGACUGUUGAUAUUUCGGAUAAAACACGCAGAAGAUUGAAACUGUACAAAAAUAUUUCCUAUUUAAAGUUCAGCAUUUAUUAUAAUGGUUGUGUUAAUGGCAGCUAAUAUUAAUUCUUUUUUUUUCUGUGUAUUAUUUGUAAAAUGUUUCAAAAUAGCACCAAAGUUAAAGAGCGAUAUUAAGCUAGCAUGAUUGUUACCUGAGUCAUUAUUUACUUCAUCGCAGUAGUCGCAACUUUCAUAAAGAUGUAUAUACCAAAAACCACUUUACUUUAUUAGUCUUAGAGAAACAAAUGAUUUUAUGUAUAACGCCUCGUUGUAAAGAUCAGGUAUGAUGAGACUGCAGUGAAUUAACUUGCAUUUCUUCACUGCAUAAUAAAUGUUGGCAAUGAA